This is a messenger RNA of Oncorhynchus gorbuscha (pink salmon), 6445 nucleotides long. RefSeq names its product adhesion G-protein coupled receptor G2-like. Gene Ontology annotation, biological process: adenylate cyclase-activating G protein-coupled receptor signaling pathway; cell surface receptor signaling pathway. The record is from RefSeq and is a predicted model, not a curated record. Gene Ontology annotation, molecular function: G protein-coupled receptor activity. NCBI's taxonomy places the organism in Eukaryota, Metazoa, Chordata, Actinopteri, Salmoniformes, Salmonidae. The transcript is spliced from 33 exons. The coding region runs from base 235 to 5625 and encodes 1796 amino acids. Gene Ontology annotation, cellular component: membrane.
CACAGAAACUUCACGUUGGCUCAACAGCCUGUACAUUUUUUCUCAAUAACAGUUGGGAAACAUUUGUGAUUUCAUUUGUGCUGUAUAUGCUUAUUUAAGGACCGUUGUUGAUAUUCUAUUGGUCUGUAAAGGGGAAGGACAAUCAUAAACUUGCUUUAUUGAAUUAUUCUCUCAGGGGGGGUCAGUGCUGAAAGUAGCUUCAAUCUGGAUUGUUGAAUUGCCGAUGAGAAACAAAUGUUUUAUGGAGAUGAGGACAAUCCCGACGAGGUUCCAGCUAUGCGGUGUGGUGGAGUACGCAGUGUCCGUAUGCGGUGUGGUGGAGUACGCUGUGUCCGUAUGCGGUGCUUUACCAGAAAGAUGACCAGAUCCACAGAUCUCCUGCACAUGGGAACUAGGACACAUCCAAGGCUCCUCGGGGUAUCCUUCCUAGUCCUUCUUCUUCAUGCACCCAUAGCCUCUUCCCUAUCUGCCCCGCCAUCUUUGUCCUCACCGCCAUCAAAUGCACAGCUUAAAACAACAACCACACCACCUACACCAAAUACUACCAUAUCAACUAAAACUACCGCACUUUCUACACCAAAUACAACCACAACAAUUACUUCAACCACAACAACUACACCAACUACAUCCACACCAACCACAACCGUGUCAGCUACAACAACCACAUCUACUACAACAUCUACCACCCAAAGUACUGUAGCAUCAACCAUGUCACAUACUAACACAGCAACUGCACCCUAUCCAACCACAUCAGCUACAACCACGACACCUGCAGCUCCAUCAACCAUACCAUCCACAGCUACAUUAACCACCACUUACAUUCCUUCAUCUAACACUCUAAACACAUCAACAGUCGUGGUGCCCAUGUCGAAUGCAGCAGCACCAAAUGCAUCCACCACCCCACCCCCCACAUCACAUACAACCCCUCACCCAUCACCACUGCACACUGCCUCAUCCAACAUGACUAGUGGACCAAUGGCGUCCACUGUGCCAUCUCCAUCCACUACCUCUACGCUGCACUCAACCUCACCCAUCAUGUUGUCCACCGCUAACAUGACCUCGAAAAAUGACACAUUUCCGGGACACUCCACGCCUUUACCAACAACAGUCACCUCUAACGUCACUACAGAGCCAGCAAAGGUGCAUUGCAACUUCUCACAGCUCUGUGCCAAUCAGUCUGUUUACUACUGGAUGGUCCUUGCUGUGGACGUGACUGGAGACCUGAAGAGUGAAACGGACAUCAGUGACUGGUUGUGGGAUCUAUUUCAUACGCACUUGGACACCUGCGAGCCCUACCAACCGGAACAAUCAAAUGGCACAAACUCGACAGGCACACUGCGAACCACCUCAGUCAGUCCAGCAUAUCCCACCCCCUACAACAUGACCACACGGCCAUACAACUUCACCGCAGCAACACCAUCCCCGAACUUCACCAAGACAGCACAAACGCUGAACUACAGCUCGACCCCCUCGCGCGACUUCAGCAUGACGGCCUUGACAACAAACAUGACGACCAUGCUUUACAAUCACAGUAUUACUACUCCUUCACACAACCAUGGCAUGACUACCACACUCUACAACCAUAGCAUGACUACACCAUCACACAACUACAGCACGACAACUCAUUCUCCCAGCUGUACCAUGUCUGCCACCACUAGUAAAGAGCACGAAGGUGGAAAUAUGACUGCCGCCAGCCUGUUUCAAGACAUUGAAGUGACGUGUGUCAAUAAAACGAGGAUCAGGAGGACUAACUGUACUGUGCUGCUGAAGCUGAGGAUGCCCACAUUUCCCUGCUGUGUUCAACGGGCCAUUUGGUUGGCUGCGGAGAACAGCCCCAUACGAGCCAAUAUUGUGGGAAACAGAGUGGGUAAGGGUAUGUCUCAUUGCGCAGGCCAACUGCCUCCAGGCGGUCCUGCGAAGUGCAAUGGCUCCCUCAAUGGGACCCUCCCUCUCCCAAACACUUGUCAAUUUCCAGGGCCUGUUAAUAUCUCAUGUGGACAUUGCGGGACUGUUUAUGUUCCUCUUGGGAAUCAAACCCAAAUGGACGACGGCAAGCCCCCUAAACCCCCCAUCGAGGUGAAGAUUUUCUGCAACUGCUUCGCUUAUUGCGAUGGUACAGCUGCACGCUACACCUUGGACGUACAGAUCACAGAUUCUGCUCUGCACAUUUCAAACAUCUUCUCUCUGGUUAAACAGCUAAGACAUCCACCACCCUGUCACAACACCUCAGCGACAGGUCCCCCUAGUCCUCUGCUCAUCAUAUCGACCAUCUUUCAGUGUGCUUACGUGAAAUGCUUUAGCACGGAGACAAACCUCCAAAGCUGCAGGGUUAUCGUGGGCCUUGGACAUUCAGUGCCUAUAUGUGCAGUCAGCACUGCAUUGAUGACUAUUUUCAGUGAUGAGCGUGGCAUUGACUAUGACGGAAAGGUGACACGAGCAGGAAUUUGUAGCUGGCCAGGAUCCAGUGGAGAUCUAUUGAAUUCGACCUUCAGCUCGGCGGAGAGCUGCCUCAACCACUCGGAGUUCUGGACGACUGUAGAGGAGAGCCAUGGCAAAUUUGUCUGCAAACAAGGAGAAGUUGUGUGCGUGCUCCCGAAUGAAAUGUGUGACAGAUACCCCACACCUCCUCUCACUUCACCCAGCCCAAUAGCCAGCACUACUUUGCCUGCAACAACAACACGGUCUCCUCCACCCAACACCACUCUACAACAAAACACCACCUCCCUCCCAUUGAACACAACAUUACCUCCACCCAACAGCACCUCUACAGCGCCAAAUACUACAUCAGCAGCUCCAAAUACUACAACAUCAGCUCCUAAUACAACAACAUCAGCUCCUAAUACAACAACAUCAGCUCCUAAUACAACAACAUCAGCUCCUAAUACAACAACAUCAGCUCCUAAUACAACAACAUCAGCUCCAAAUACAACAACAUCAGCUCCAAAUACUACAACAUCAGCUCCUAAUACAACAACAUCAGCUCCAAAUACUACAACAUCAGCUCCUAAUACAACAACAUCAGCUCCUAAUACUACAACAUCAGCUCCUAAUACAACAACAUCAGCUCCUAAUACUACAACAUCAGCUCCAAAUACUACAACAUCAGCUCCUAGCACCAUUGUCACAACACAAACCAACACAAUGACAACCAUCCACCCCAUUCAUCCAUCACUAAACACCUCCACAACCAGGACCAUUGCCACAACUCCCCUGGGUAAUACCACUGCAAACUCAUCAACACCCGUCCUUCCACCAGUAAACACCUCCACAACCAGGACCAUUGCCACAACUCCCCUGGGUAUUACCACUGCAAACUCAUCAACACCCGUCCUUCCACCAGUAAACACCUCCACAACCAGGACCAUUGCCACAACUCCCCUGGGUAAUACCACUGCAAACUCAUCAACACCCGUCCUUCCACCAGUAAACACCUCCACAACCAGGACCAUUGCCACAACUCCCCUGGGUAAUACCACUGCAAACUCAUCAACACCCGUCCUUCCACCAGUAAACACCUCCACAACCAGGACCAUUGCCACAACUCCCCUGGGUAAUACCACUGCAAACUCAUCAACACCCGUCCUUCCACCAGUAAACACCGCAACAGCCUCCCCAAAGACCACCACGACAGCCGUGAUAACAACCACCGCAGCACAAAACACCACAGAAGCCAGUAAUGAAGAGCAGGCCAACCAGUUGCUGGAUCUGACAAGCGACGUGUCCAAGCUCAACUCCUCCCAAGUGGACCAGCUGGUUUCCCAGCUAGAGGCCCUGCUUGCUGGGCCCAAUGUCAGCCUGGCUCUGGGGAAAACCUCUGUCACGAUCGUUAGCAACCUGCUGGGUGUCUCCUCUGACACCCUGGCCUCCUCCUCCACCAAGAUCAUUGGGAUUGUUGAUACUGUGGGCCUGAAGCUGGUUGUUCAGGAAGAGGCUACGAUUUUAACCGAAUCGGUCGCUCUCGCCGUCAAAACGGUGGACGGCACUGAUUUCCAGCGAACAUCUUUCUCCAUCCGAGACCCCAACAGUGUGCAGAUCCGUGGAGACAACAGAGCCAGGAGGAGUGUGAGAGCAGAGGCUUCCUCCCUCCCUCAGGGGUCCGUCACGUUCCCCUCUUCCCUCACAGCGAACCUCUCCCCUGAGCAGCAGCUACAGGCCUCCAGACUCCAGUUCAACUUCUACCAGAAGAGCACUGUGUUCCAGGACCGAGCCCUGGGAGACAGCAAGCUGAAUAGUGGAAUCCUGGGGGCCAGUGUGGCCAACCUGUCAAUCAAGUCUCUGCAGGAGGAUGUGGUCAUCACCCUGAGAAACACUGAACCUGUCUUAGCACAUUUCGUGGUGGCAUGUGUUUUCUGGGACUUUGGCAUGAAUGAUGGCUCAGGAGGCUGGAACCGAGAUGGCUGCUCUGUCAGGAACAGCACAGAUAAUGAGACUGUCUGUGUCUGCAACCAUCUCACCUGCUUUGGUGUUCUACUGGACAUGUCCAGAACGGGCAUAACCAGUUGUCUCCAGGCCACAAUCCUCACCUACAUCACCUACAUUGGCUGUGGUAUCUCCGCCAUCUUCCUCUCCAUCACUCUGCUCACCUACCUGGCAUUUGGGAAACUGCGUAAGGACAUCCCAUCUAAGAUCCUGAUCCAGCUGUGUGUGGCUCUGUUGUUUUUGAACCUGGUGUUCCUGGUGGAUGGUUGGCUGGCCCUCUACCCUGACGCUGUGGGCCUCUGCAUCUCUACCGCCUGGUUCCUGCACUACUUCCUGCUGGCUUCCUUCACCUGGAUGGGCCUGGAGGCCGUCCACAUGUACCUGGCCCUCGUCAAGGUCUUCAACACAUACAUACCACGUUACAUGCUCAAGUUCUCGCUCCUUGGCUGGGGAACUCCACUCCUUGUGGUCAUUGUCGUCAUUGCUGUUGACGAGGACAACUACGGACUAGUUGGCUACGGAAAGUACGUAGAUGGCUCCCGCACAGAUGACUUCUGCUGGCUGAAGAACGACGUUGCCUUCUACGUAACCGUUGUGGCUUAUUUCUGUGUCAUCUUCCUGAUGAAUCUCGUCAUGUUUGCGGUAGUGAUGGUUCAGCUGUGUCGGAUAAAGAGGCAGAACCCCGACAACAAGAGGCACCGUAACGGGCUGCAGGACCUGCGCAGUGUGGUUGGAGUCACAGUACUCCUGGGUCUCACCUGGGGCUUUGCCUUCUUCGCCUGGGGGCCCGUCAACCUGCCCUUCAUGUACCUCUUUUGCAUCUUCAACUCCUUUCAAGGGUUCUUCAUCUUUGUGUUCCACUGCGCUGUGAAGGAGAACGUGAGGAAGCAGUGGAGGACUUAUCUCUGCUGUGGUAGACUGAGACUGGCGGAGAACUCAGAGUGGAGCCGCACCGCAACACAGAAGACAGGGAAGAAGUCAUUGCCAGUGACCAGAGCCACGUCCCUCCACUCCGACAACUCCUUCCAGUUCAACAAUUCCUCCAUCUUCUCCUUCUUGUCCAAUGACUCCUCAGAGCGACCCAGUGGAGGAAUAGGUAGUCCAUUUGAUGACAGAUCCAUCACUGCCCUGGAAGAGCCCAACUCAGACGUGGUCCUCAACGAGAUAAACAGACAGUUUAGGAGCCCGAUUUCGAGAGCACCCUGACACCUGUGAAAAACUAGGGGCUCUAUUCAAUCUUUAUCACUGAAGGUCACUUUACAGAUUGCGCAAUAGAAAUAUCAAGGUCAUUUCCGAUUGCGCCGACAUAUGCAGCGUUUACCGUGAAUGCCGUCUUGGUUAACGUGGGAACGUUGCCUUUAAAUUUCAAUCACGCUGUAACGCUCAACUUCUGCGAUACGGAUUGAAUAGAGGCCUCCGGGUAGGCUGGUGGGGAAGGGACGCGGUGUGACACGGUGUGUUUCAUAAUAGGUUUGAAGAAUAUAUGAAAUAGUUGCAUGUUAGUGUUACAUUUUGUAGUUUAACAGAAAGGUGUGACAGAUCACCCUGAAGAGAUGGGACAUCACCAAAGAGCUUGCAUGCUCAUGGAUUCCAUCUGGUUGACCUGGCAAUACUAUCAUGAACUCGCCUGGGCUGGCACCUAUGAUUGUGAAUAAUGCAUGUACUGAAAGGGUAUCUAGCACAGAGAAAAACCCCACUCAAAGAUCCUCAUGAGGUGCAUCCUUUGACCGCAUUCUACAUACUUCCUUUUUUUCUCUGCAUUCUUCAGACCCGUAAGUUAAAUGAAGGUUCAAUUAAAAAAAUUGACAAAAAUAAGUUCAUACCAACACUGUGUCACUAUCUGUUUUCAUAUUUAAGAUGUAGCUCUUUUAUACUCUAUUCAGAAUCAAGAUAUUUUCAUGAGAUGUACAGUACCAGUCAAAGUUUGGACACACCUACCCAUUUCAGGGUUUUUCUUUAUUUUUACUACUUUCUACACUGUAGAAUAAUAGUGAAGACAUCUACACUAUGAAAUAACACAUAUGGA